This is a messenger RNA of Pediculus humanus corporis (human body louse), 2358 nucleotides long. RefSeq lists its product as uncharacterized. The transcript has 6 exons. The record is from RefSeq and is a predicted model, not a curated record. Bases 1 to 2358 code for a protein of 785 amino acids. NCBI's taxonomy places the organism in Eukaryota, Metazoa, Arthropoda, Insecta, Psocodea, Pediculidae.
AUGGAGGAAGGGAAUGCUAAGGUUACGGCCGAUGCAGCAGAAUUACCAAAAACUCAACCUGAUUUACCGAAAAAGGCAAAUACUGUUGUAAAAACUUUGCAAACUCUUUCUGCAAAUCCCGUCGAAGAACCGAAAACUCCUACAACGCCUCCAUUAGCUAAAAUUAACGGAUCGUCAGAAAAAUUAGAUCUCGAUAAAAAACCUGAUGAACCAGAAAUUCAUAUAUCGUCUACCACGACGUUAACUACUGUUCAAGUUAAAAAGGAACCUGAUGGAAAAGUAGAUUCUUUGGAUGCUGACGAGAAGGAGAAGGAGAAAGAAAAAUGUUCAGAGGUUCAUGAUCUCACAGUUACUUGCACGCCAAGUUUUGAAAACGUUUCAAAAACAUCACAAAAUGAAAAGCAUUACUCAAACAAUAAAAUUAUUAGUAUUUCAGUAGAACAGUGCCAAACUAAUAAUGUAGGUUCAGUGAAUUGUGUGUCAGAAGAAAGCAGUGUAGACAAAUUAAAAAAGCCUAAACCGAUAACAAACAGAAAGAGGAGUAAUAAAAGCACGGAUAGCGAGGAAAGUUAUAAAUAUAAUUUUAAACGUACAAAAUUCCCAGAAAUCGACCAUGAAGACCGCGAAAGAACAGUUAGCGAUUACGUGGAAAAAGCGAGUGGAUCCAGCCUGGAAGAAUUACAAAUGAAUACGGAAAAACUUCAGCAAGAAAUACACAGUUUAAGUGCUUUAGCGAGAGCAAAAGAACUAGAAUGGAAUGAUAUUAUACGAUUGAAAAAGGUGAAAGAAGAGAUUUAUUUGAGAUUAGUUAGAAGAAAACAGGUAAUGCUUCUGUCGAUGGGAGGACCCGGUCGCACGUCCGACCCCGCAAAUUGGGAGUUUGCUUCGGAUCAUCGAAUGGCAGAAUUUGUGGGAAGCGAUGAAGUUACUUUUAACCGAGUGGCUCCUUCUGUAUCGCCUAAACCUCCUCCACGCCUCCCAUCUAAUUUAACCAUAACCAAAAGCCAAAGUAGUCCAAGUCAAAAUUUGCAAAGGUUCCUAAUGCAACCCCAAGGUGCCUCCGAUCAUCCCAAGCCAAACACUUCACUUAUGAUGGUGCCUAUCGUGUCCUCCACUCCUAUUUCUAUAUCUUCCUCUUCAUCUUAUUUGCCGCGCUCUCACGUGGGAACGCCGCUAAAAAUUCCCGUACCGGAUCGUGAUAAGUUAAAAUCUGCUAAUAAUCGUAAUGUUCCCGUACCAAUUUUACCCAAGCCAAAUCAAAAUGUUAACCAUGUUGUAAAUAAUCACAGUCCACCGAUCGGUAGACAGGGACCUAUCGUAGAUGUUAAAUCAAUAAUUGCAGACUAUCGUCAGAAUCAUCCUGAGCAAGUGCCACGAAGGGGGCGACGUCCCAAAGGACAACCCUCGCAAAAUUUUGCUGAAACAAUGGUGUCUUCCGGGCGGGGAGUCCUUAGCAUGUCCUCUCUGGCUUUAGGUUCGGGAGCUCAGGUUCGAACGAUGAAUUCCAAUCCAGAGCUCGUACCGGGUUCGAUGGGUCAAAAUGCCCAAGAUACAUCUCGUCCUUCGAGUACGGAUUCCAAUCGGAGUGCAUCAAACGCUCCGACCGAGAUAGCAUCAGCAAGCGGAGUCAGCUUCAAAGAUGUCCUAGUCCAAUUUGCAAAAAUGUCACAACACCAACAGGGAGACAGGAGAAAUUCAACACCUUCAAAUAAAUCUCAGGCUUUGUCAAAAGCGCCUCCCUAUCCAGAAGUGACACUACAUCCAGUAUUACCCGCAGGCGCACAAUCACCGCCCAAUCCUUCAUCGUCUCUAUUGCAUGGUAUUCUAACGAAAAACAACGGAAACGUCGGCGCACGCGGAGAAAGUCAAGGAAAUUCAAAGAGUACUAGUUUUUCGCCGACAUUGGCUAGACUCCUCACGACUCCCGAUAGAUCUUCGCUGUCUACAACCAUCACUACUGCUCUCAGAGGAAGUAGUACAAAUACGACUGCGUCCAGAUUGGCUUCCGGUCCCGUAUCGAUUGCCGAUUUAUUAUCUACCUCAAAGAAUAGAAACGAACUCACAAUAACUCCAAUUAUUUCUAAUCUACAGCCUGCAAAAAUAAAAGAGGAUGUUGGAAACGCAUCGGAUGAAGAUCCUGAUGAUAAUGCGGAUAGACUAGUCAUUGAUGAAUCUGAAGAGCAAGAAGUUAGAGGAGAAGAUGAAGAAGAAAUAGAUAGCGAAACGGUACCCGAAUGUCAAGGGUGUCACAUGAAAUCGGCGCAAUUCGUUUGCGCAGGUUGCGGAAAUCAAUGGUAUUGCAGCAGAAAUUGCCAGGUCACCGCUUGGGACGAACAUUCCGAGGUUUGCUCCGGUUAA